This is a messenger RNA of Tetranychus urticae (two-spotted spider mite), 2815 nucleotides long. Its product is annotated as piwi-like protein 1. The record is from RefSeq and is a predicted model, not a curated record. NCBI's taxonomy places the organism in Eukaryota, Metazoa, Arthropoda, Arachnida, Trombidiformes, Tetranychidae. Gene Ontology annotation, molecular function: RNA binding; protein binding.
UGGGCUACUUGCGGUAUUUGUUCUCACGAUUUUGUCCAAUCAACAUUGUUUUGCGAAAUUGUAUCAACUUCAUAUCUCUUUAUUUCUUUUAUUUUCUUGCUUUGUUUAUUUACAGUUUGUACUUUUUUGAUCUUUCUAUUUACUUUUUUUCGUCUUUUGUUUUUCAUGGAUAUAGGACGAGCUCGUGGACGGGCUGCCGGCCGAGGAAGAGGAGCCCUGACUGAAACUGAAGCCGGAUUCUUUGCGAGGGAUCCCAGUGCAGCUAUUGCUGAAAAUGAGCCGGCCCAGCGAGGUCGUGGAGGAUUUGUACGAGGCGAAGUACUUUGUACGAUCCCACCGGGUGUUACGGUGACAACAGGUGACAACCAAGGAAACUUGAAGAUCAUUACGAAUUACUUCAAAUUAGUGGUACCCAAGGAACAAGUGGUUCACUCAUACCGUGUCGAUUUUGAUCCACAAGUUGAAAGUGUGAGAGUUCGAAGAGGCUUGAUUUAUGAGAAUCGUGCUGUUUUCGACCGAGCGUAUGUUUUUGAUGGUGGAAAUGAAAUAAAGUCGAUGUGUAAGCUGGAUUCAACGCCUGUCACUAUAACUGGAACCCGACGUGAUGGUGCAAGUGUCACGAUGACAAUAAAGUAUACAUCAACUGUUUCUUGGGGACAUCCAGAAAUGUUGAGAUUAUACAACACUCAGAUGAGACGCAAUCUUGAAUAUUUGGGAUUUGUGCAAGUUGGCCGUGAUUAUUAUACUCCUGAAUUUAAAAAGAUCAUGAAAGAACACAGAAUUGAAAUUUGGCCUGGUGUUUUGACUGCGAUUGCCGAGCAUGAUGGUGGCAUUUUGAUGGUGAACGACAUGAUAAACAAAAUCGUUCGUCAGGAAAAGGCUCUCGACGUUCUCAAAAGAAUCAAAGAAAGGAAUCGAUUGCAAGAGAUCGCAAAUAUUGAAUUAUCUGGGUCUAUCGUAAUGACGCAGUAUAACAACAAAACAUACAGGGUCGAGGAAGUCAUGUUUGAUAAGAAUCCUAUAAAUUAUACUUUUGACCGCCGUGGAACAUCGGUUAGUCUGCGUGAUUAUUACAUCGAGCAUUAUGACCUGGCUUGUACUGACGAGCGACAACCACUGCUUUUGGCUCAACCAACAGAAAAACAAGUUAGAGGUGGAGAAAAAAAAGAUAUUCUCCUGAUUCCGGAAUUCUGCGUCAUGACGGGCUUGACCAAGCAAAUGGCUGAGGACUUCAAUUUCAAAAGAGCUCUCGGAGAUUUGACCAGACUUGACCCACUUGCUCGUGCACAGGCUUUGACACAAUUCAUCAGAAAACUCAACUCAAAUGACCGAGUAAAGGAGGAGAUGCGUGCUUGGGGAUUACAUUUUAGUGAAAGCUUGGUUGAAUUAAAUGCUCGAUCAUUGCCUCCUGAGAAAAUAAUCAUUUCGGGUGAUUCUGGUGAAUCCGUUCAAUAUCAGCAAAGAACUGGAAGUUUUGAAAGAGAAAUGCGAAGUAAACGGAUGAAAACACCUGUUCGUCUGGAACAGUGGGCUGUACUUUGCUUGCGAAACCAUAAAGCAAUGGUUGAUGAAUUUGUUGAGACUCUUAAGAGGAUUUGUGGACCCUUAGGUGUGGACAUGGGUCAGCCUAAACUGAUGCCUGUUGAAAAUGAUAGACCUGCUGGCUACAUGGAGGUUUGUAGGAAAAUUCCAGCAGGUGCUAAAAUGGUCGUCAUCCUUGUACCUAAUACCAACGCCGACCGAUAUUCUGCCAUAAAACGCUACUUUUGCGUUGAUGCACCAUGCCCCUCCCAAGUUCUUACCACCCGAGUGUUGGGAAAUAAAAAAAAUCUAAUGUCGGUUGCCACAAAAGUUCUCAUCCAAAUGUCAACAAAGAUGGGAGCCGAACCUUGGGGUAUCUCAAUUCCGCCGCGUAAUUGUAUGAUUGUUGGGUACGAUACGUACCACGAUACACAAAAGAAAGGCUUUUCUGUUGGUGGUUUUGUUUGCACCUCAAAUCCAGGAGCAACUAGUUGGUUUUCUCGCACUUCUUAUCAUCAAACUCGUGAAGAGCUUUGCGGAAAUUUUGCCAAUAAUUUCAGGGCCGGCCUCAAGAACUGGUCAGAAAAAAACAAUUCAUGGCCUGAGCGGAUAGUUAUUUAUCGUGAUGGUGUCUCUGAAGGACAAAUCCCGUUCGUCUACAAUGUCGAGAUGAAACAAAUGCAAGAUGUGCUCAAGGAAAAAGAAGGACUGGAUAAAAUUGCAUUUGUUUAUAUCAUCGUUACCAAGCGAGUAAAUGCACGAUUUUUCUUACGAGUUGGUGAGAGGGAACUACAAAAUCCACCCCCAGGAACGUCCAUUGAUUCAGUUGUUACUCGCAAACAGCGUUAUGAUUUUUAUUUGAUCAGCCAAUCUGUUCGCCAGGGAACUGUUAAUCCAACCAUGUACAACAUCAUUGCUGACAAUACCAAUUGGCGUCCCAUUCAUCAUCAACAAUUGGCCUACAAACUUUGCCACAUGUACUACAAUUGGGCGGGAACCAUCACUGUCCCAGCCCCAUGCCAAUACGCUCAUAAAUUGGCUUUUCUAACUGGAACUGCCCUGCACAGAGAACAUGAUACAAAACUUUCUCACACUUUGUUUUUCUUAUAAUCAAUGCAACUUUUCAUUUUUCAUUCAAUUCUUAUGUUUUAAAUCAUUACUCUUUUUUUUGCAUUGUUAAAGCUAUAAAAAGCUCCAAAAAACUUGAAAAUUACUAUCAAAUCUUUAUGUCAAAAUCGAUUACUAAUUUCUUGAUAUUUCUUUGAUCAAUAAAUAUUUUUCUUACAUUUGUUAA